AUGGAAAGCAAACCAGAGCGCAAGCUUCGAUCUAAAUCUCCAGCCAAUGCUGACAGGGAUGGGCUCUUCAAUUUUGACGGGGCAGAAGAUGAAAUUUCGCAAGACAGGAAACUAACUAUCUUGCCGCGAGUAAGCAUUGCCUUUACCGAUCUAGCUAACAAGGAGGAGCUUGAUGAAUUGAAGCUUAAGAGGCAAGAGUUGCAAUGUAUGAAGCUAGUUGUAGAACCUCGUCACUUGGAGGUAGUAGAGGGCAGCCAAGUGCAAGAUCCACUGUCAGACGAGUUGUAUGCUGCUUACCAUCGGAAAAUGCAGAAACAGGAGAUACGGAUGGUGAAUCACGACAAGAUGCAAUCUGAAACAGAGGCGGAGCGCCUGGAAUGUAUACUGGAAGAUCUGGACUCAGAAAACUGGUUCAGGACACUUUUGAAAAAUACUGUUAUUCAAGAUCCUGAGGACUUAGAGGAGGUAGAACGGAAGCGGGAUCUCACGCGAACGCUUAUUACUCAAAUGCUCUCAAAAUUUGCUGAUAUGAAAAGCCGUGCCGUGUACUUAGCGCGUAGCAGUAAACACAACGGUUCUCAGGGUAGGCAGACUCGCGUUAACAACUAUAGACAACUAGUAUUUGGACAAGGCGAUGUUGAGCCUUCGUCGGAUGAGGACGACGACUCGAUGUCUAUUUCGGAGAUCAGAGCUCGCAGAAAAUGCAUCAAAGAGCGUAAAUAUGGCGGGACAAUUGUGAUUCAACUACGCAAAAGUCUCUCUGUCAAUUAUAGAUACGCGCUUGUAGCGGAACCAUUGCGAUCAGCGUAUAUCGUCAAGUGCUCAAAAGAAGAAAAAGAAGAAUGGUCUCGCAAGGCAGAACUGCUUCCACCAAAAAUUCAGUUUUACGAUCAGUUUCCUAAACAAAGCUAUUGCACCCGACAUUCUCAGCCGCCGAGCUUUUCGGAACUCUCACCGAAUGGGAGCGAAAUUAAGAAUUCCAAAAAAAGGGAAAAUAGCAGCUUGUACACCCGCGUUAUAUCUUCCCCUCCGACUAAAAAAAGAAGGCCCGAAUUAAACGCUCUCUACAGCAAAACAAGACACCAUAGCUUCAUUCAGAGUUGA
Lachancea nothofagi CBS 11611 is the source of this 1104-nucleotide messenger RNA. The record is from the annotation of a GenBank genome assembly. Lineage: Eukaryota; Fungi; Ascomycota; Saccharomycetes; Saccharomycetales; Saccharomycetaceae.